Iphiclides podalirius (scarce swallowtail) is the source of this 2037-nucleotide messenger RNA. Lineage: Eukaryota; Metazoa; Arthropoda; Insecta; Lepidoptera; Papilionidae. The record is from the annotation of a GenBank genome assembly.
AUGCUGAUUGUGGAUUGUGAUAACUGCCGGCAGCCAGUAAUCGCUUCAACAGUUUUCAAAAAUAGCAUUAAAAUGAAAAAUAAACAAACGAAACAAACCAAAAAGAAAUACAAUGGAAAGAAGUCUAUAUCUUUUUCGAUCGGCAAGAUAUUCCUCGUUUUCUUAUUAUUAGGAGGUGUAGUAUCAUACUAUAUUUAUAAAAUGAUCAUGACAAUCCCUGAUCUACCAAAAAUAGAUAUGAAUGAAUAUUGGGGUCCAUACCCCAUGGACUUAAAACAAGAUUUGUCAAUACGACCUUACCAGAUAGAAUUUUCAGAUUAUAUUGUUGAGGACCUCAGAGAGAGGCUUCUUCAUCGGAGACCCUUUGUUCCUCCUCUAGAGAACUCUGGAUUCACUUAUGGCUUCAAUACCAACUUUUUAACCAGAGUUCUAGAUUAUUGGCAAAACAACUACAAUUACAAAGACAGGGAACAAUUCUUUAAUAAAUACAACCAUUAUAAAACAAAUAUCCAAGGCCUGGAUAUCCACUUUAUGCAUGUGAAACCAAAUGUCUCCUCUGAAAUUAGUGUGGUACCUCUGUUACUUCUGCAUGGCUGGCCAGGAUCUAUAAGGGAGUUUUAUGAAAUAAUUCCAAAACUAACAACACCCACACCUGGAUACAAUUUUGUCUUCGAAUUGAUUGUGCCAAGUUUACCUGGAUUUGGUUUUUCACAAGCUGGAGUUCGACCAGGUCUAAGCGCUUCAAAAAUGGCCGUUAUUAUGGCGAAUCUAAUGAAAAGAAUUGGCCAUGAACACUACUACAUUCAGGGUGGUGACAUAGGACAUCAUGUGGGCUCAGUGAUGGCAACAUUGUUCCAAGAUAAAGUACUUGGUUUUCAUACUAAUAUGGCAACAGUCAUGUUUGGUACAAUGGCAAAUUUCUAUAUACUCUUAGGUUCACUUUGGCCAAGUCGUAUUAUGGAACCGGAAAUGCAAAGUCGUAUGUAUCCAUUGAGUGAGCAUUUCACAUGGUUACUAGAGGAAUCUGGCUACAUGCAUUUACAGGCAACUAAGCCUGAUACUAUUGGUGCAGCCUUAACAGAUUCACCAGCAGGGCUAGCAGCAUACAUUCUGGAAAAGUUCUCAACAUGGACCAAUCCUGACUUUAGGAAGGCUAGCGACGGAAACCUACUGGCGAAAUAUUCACUAACCCAUCUCCUGGACAACAUCAUGGUGUAUUGGGUGUCCAAUAGCAUUACAACAUCAUUGAGAGUAUAUGCUGAGACCUUAAACAAGAAGGAGCUUUCUUUGAGCUUUGAUAAUAUCCCAACAACAGUGCCAACAUGGGGCAUCAAAUUCAAAAACGAGCUGAUAUACCAUCCAGAUUUCAUUCUAAAGAUGAAAUACAAGAACUAUCUCCAAAGCACGGUCGUGGAGGAUGGGGGACACUUUGCUGCAUUUGAGAACCCCCACAUUAUGGCGAAAGAUAUAUUCCAAGCGGUGGAUACAUUCAGACAAUUCCAUUAUGACAAGAGCACAUUAUCACCCGCAACGGAUAGCAAUCUACCAAUUUACGAGACUGCAAAAAAUAUUUACGAGUUCACCGUAAAGGACAUCCAUGGCAAAGAAAUCAAGCUGGAAAAGUACAGGGGCCAAGUGGCAAUAAUAGUAAAUGUGGCAUCUGAAUGUGGACUAACUGAUAAAAAUUAUAAGCAGCUAAACGAAUUAUACGACAAAUAUUCGACAACGAAGAAUCUGAGGAUACUAGCCUUCCCAUGCAACCAGUUUGGUGGGCAGGAGCCGGGGACUGUUAAAGACAUAUUGACAUUCACAAAGAACAAAGGUGUCAGGUUUGAUCUAUUCGAGAAGGUCGAUGUGAAUGGAGAAAGUGCACAUCCACUAUUUAAGUACCUAAAACGGGCACAAAGUGGAACAAUGGGCGAUUUUAUUAAAUGGAAUUUCUCUAAGUUUAUAGUUGAUAAAAAUGGUGUCCCUGUUGAAAGACUAGGGCCAAAUGUUGAUCCAUUGGACAUGGAGCCUUUGUUGGCUAAAUAUUGG